This is a messenger RNA of Lingula anatina, 4463 nucleotides long. Its product is annotated as signal transducer and activator of transcription 3. The record is from RefSeq and is a predicted model, not a curated record. Gene Ontology annotation, biological process: regulation of DNA-templated transcription; signal transduction. Lineage: Eukaryota; Metazoa; Brachiopoda; Lingulata; Lingulida; Lingulidae. Gene Ontology annotation, molecular function: DNA-binding transcription factor activity.
UCAGAUCAUGCGCAGUGUGCACAUUUCUUGGAAGACGUUCUUUCCAACACAACAUCAUGACGUCAUGAAAUAAACAUCAUUUAUCAAGACGCACUCACAAUGCAAUGCCCCGGUAAUGAGACUUGAAGCUAUAUCGACGGGGGAACGGUUUGAGGUACCUAUUAUUUGACAGUCAUUGAUCUGUUCUUCCCAGCAAGAUGACUACAAGCCACAGUUCACUAAAGCAGCACAUAAUGGAAAGUUCUAAGCCAGAGAGCAGCUAUGUCAACCUGAAGAAAAAAGUGGCAGCUCAACUGACUUCUGUGUUUGAGUGGCAAAGGUUUUGUCAGGAUGUUCAGGCAAAGCAGGACAGUUUCAUUGGUGAUUAUGAGAAAUUACAAAACUCCUUCAGCCAGGAUUUGGGACAAUACCUACAUGAUAAGUUCCAGGACAUACUCAGAGACAGAAAGCAACUGAAAUCUCAGUGUGAGGCGAUAGUUCUCCAGUGUGAAGGGCAACAGAAGGAGAUAGCAGGUGCCAUUGCUGAGUGGCUGCGCCUACAGCAGCGGAGGUUGAUAGGCGAGAAAUUGCCGUCGUUGGACGUGUUACAGAAUGUAUGUGAAGAAUUUGCUGAUGUUCUACAGCAGGGAAAAGUGCUGGUGGAUGCUACACUAAGUUUGAAGAGACACUGCGAGUUUAAGGAGACUCCUGAAAGUGAACCAAGUGACGGCUCAGACGACUUGAUACUGGAGGGGCUUGCCGAAAGACUUGAGGAUACCCUCAUACAGCUGCUGGAGAAGUCUUUUAUUAUGGAGGAACAACCACCCUCAGUGCUGCAUGUAGAAAGGGGAGACAGCAAGAAAUUCAGUCUAAGUAUCAGGUGGCUGGUAGGUAGCAAGUUCACACUGGCUCUAGAACAUGGUAUGAUCAAUGCUGAGUUCCAUAAUGUGACCACACUACAGGCCAGCAAGGCUCCGGGGAGACAGGGGAAACUCAGCUCCAAAGUUGUCAAGGGAAACUUUGGGGUCAGGUUUGAAAAUAUGCAGGUGAAAGGUUUCAGUCGUCUGCCAACAAGCAGCAAGGAUCCUGUUAAAGCAGCAGAACAAAAACAUUUUGUGGUGAUCACAGGACAAUUGCUGUUGCCCGAUAAAAGACCUCUGCAGCUACAGAUUUUGUCUCAGCCCAUGUUUCUCACUGCACAGUCUCAGCAGAACCCAGAUGCCCAGGCCAAGGCUAUUUGGUGCAUGCUGGGAAAUAAGGGACCUGAGACUGUAAAUCCAAACACUGACCGCUCACUGGACAAAGUGCCCUGGUCAGAGUUGGCCAAAGUUCUCAGUCAGUUAUUCAAGCACGGCACUGGACGUGGUUUGGAGACGAAGCAUCUGGACUACUUAGCUUUGAGAAUAUUUGGCCAGACCAAAACCCUUGGGUCAGACUUUUCCAGCUUGCCUGUCUCGUGGGAUCAGUUUAACAGGAAACCUGUCAGUGGCACUAAGUUCACCUUCUGGAAAUGGUUUUUUGCCACACUGAAUUUGACCAAGGAUUUUCUUGUUGACCAGUGGAAAAAAGGUUUGAUCGAAGGAUUCAUAGACAAAAUCAAAGCAGAGAAAUUGCUGCAGAAGCUCCCUCGCACUGCGUCUGGGACAUUCCUGCUCCGUUUCACCAAUCAUUACGUGGAUGAAAACCAGAAGGCCAACCCCUGUGGAGGACUGUCUGUGGUCUACGUGGAAUGUGUGCAGAAUAAAAUGGAAGUAAACCAUGCUGCUGCUAUCACAGCUGCUGACCUGAAGGACACCAACCUCCCAGUCUUCCUGUCACACAUACAGUUCAUCACAGAGAAUGCUGACCCCAAUAUCCCAGCCUCCACCUCAAAACUCAAGUUUCUGUAUCCCAGCCUCUCUUUCAAACAAGCAUUUGGAGAGUGGUUACAAGGAAACAGUAGUAGCCAGAAGAAGUUACCAGGAAAAGGUUACCACCCCCUGCAUGGAGUUCAUCAAGUUCGUAUUCCGCCACGAGAUCAGCAAAGCCGCCUGGAGGAAGAGCUGGAGGAUAAUGAUUCUGCAGCAGGUCCUGGGGCCAGUUUGGAUAACAGUCAUUAUUCCAAGGGCAAAAAGAGAUUUGCUCGAGGAUCAUCCAAAGAUGUCCCAACUAGCACACCUGUGGUUUCUGUCGACAGCAUGUCUAGUGGAACAUUGCUGUUCGACCGUUCAUCAGUUGUAUUACAGGAGCAAAAGGAUGUCAGUGUUAAAUAUCAACAAGCAAUUGCAGACCAAGAAAGUGGAGAAAAGAGUGCAUCACCACAACACAUGGUGCCUCUGACGACAACAAUGUAUACAGCAUCACCUGGCCCACCUGACUUGCAGCCCACUGUGGGGUCCCCAUCUAGCCAGCCAGGGGAGUCCCCGAGAGGCGGCCAUGAUGAUGUAACAAUUUUGUCUCCUGGUUCCCAGAGUUCCUCACACAAAUCACCAAUGUCUUCUCACAGUCACUCCAUGGAGUCUCCACAUAGCCAUAUGGGCGGGUUGAUAGAAGGCAGCCAUGAUGAUGUUGCAGUUUUGGCCCCAGCCUCCAAUUCAUCUGGUUAUUCAUCGUCAAAGUCUCCAGGCAGUGCGUCAUCCAUUACUGGGUCACCUGGUCAUCCUGCAGGGUCUCCACUGGGGCAAGAUGAUCCAAUGCUGCUCUCCCUUGGUUCCAAGAAUUCUGGUGGCCCUGUAAGGCAUUUUGAUUCUGGGGCCCCAAUGGAAGUUUCCUCACAGAAUUCAAGUCUGCCAUCCUGUAUCCCAGGGUCUUUGAGUAGCGCCCACAUUCCUGCUCCUUCUUCAGUGCCUCCUGGCUAUCCAAACCAGCACAUAAUGUUUCUUCCAGCAUCCUCUUCAUCCUCUCUCAUAGCUCCCUCCACUUCUGCAUCCACUCAGCUGGCUCCAGAACAGUGUGCUAUGACCGCAGCAGGAGCCCAGUAUAUGCCUCCACCAUAUUCCGCACAGCUUGACAACUUGUUGACAGAUGGCAGCACAUCACAAGGUACUGAAGAUGGCGCUCCAGAGGAUAUGAAAGUGCUUGAUAAUGAUACUCUUGACCAGCUAUUUGAGGUCAUAAAUACAGAUCCAGAAUAUGGAAAGGUGCUGAUGGAGAGUGAGAAUCUGAAUUUAUAAUGAAGCUUGUAUUGAUAUUCUCAGUGCAGAGACCUGCUGAUGCAGAUUGUAUGAUUUGGUGUAAAUACUGAGUGACUGUUACCAUUUUCAGCUAUUUGCAGGAAUUUUAAAAGCAAAUAUUGAUAUUUAGAAAAUGUUAUCCAAGAAAUUUAUUUAAAUGUGUAUGUAAUAUUCAAUGUCAUGUGUCAAGUUUUAGACAUGCUAUAUGUAUUUUCAUGAUAUAUGUAUUUUUCCCAAUCAUAUAAGUAAUUACUUUGUGAUACUUCAGUGCAAGUUCUUAAAAUAAAGUUAAUUCUUUUUCUGUAUAAAAAAAUUAUUUAAUAUGAUGUUUUUGUUGAAUUUUGUAAGCAGUUUGUUUACUUCAAUUUCAAGUCGAUUUGGAAAAAAAAAUUUUUUUGUUAUAUGUACUUUGACCACAAAGAUAUAUCAAAAUAUACUGAACUGAGAGAGAUUUAUACAGUAAUGUAAGGUUAAGACUUGGGGUUUAAUAUUGUUGAUAGCUAUAUGUUUAUGAUUAUAAUGAUAUGAAUGUUGGUUUUAUAUGUAUACAUAUAAAUAUAUGCAAUUAAGUGGGGUUUAAUAUUGUUGAUAGCUAUAUGUUUAUGAAUAUAAUGAUAUGAAUGUUGGUUUUAUAUGUAUACAUAUAAAUAUAUGCAAUUAAGUGUAUAUCUUCACAGAGCUCUCUUCCUUCAUUGAAGCUACCAUGUUACUUGAAGAUUUUUAAUACCAUUAUAUGUUUUGUAUUAUUGACUCAAAGUCUAUAGUUAUAUAAUAUCAAAAUAUAUCUUUUUUUUAUUAUAAAUAAUAUAAUUCUCAAACAUUCCGGACUCCUGCAUUUGUGUCCCACUGUGUUGGAAGUGAGGGAAUCCCAUGACAACUUGAAUACUUUUUAAAAUGUGCCAUAUGUUAUAUUUAGUGAAACCUGUGAGUAGGAAAUGAAGAAUGCUUUAUAUUUCGACUGUGAGAACUACUAGACUCUAACAGGUAAUCAGUAGUUUUAUUAAACAAACAAACAUACAUGUAUUAUGUAAAGAGUAGUUACAGCUACUUAUAUGAAUAACCAAAGCACCUUAUAUAGGUUUUAUUUUGGCUGUGAGAUAAGUCCCAUGCUUUAAUUAUUUUUAAUUUGUUAAUGAAUAAAUACCACAUAGUUCUGUAGAUAGCAUGAAGCUGAUCUUAAGGCUUUGAUAUGAAUUGAUUUUAUGAAAUUUCUAUCUGUAAAGUUAAUCAGCCUAUAAAAAUUGCUAACAAUUGAAAAAUGAGGUGAAAGUAUGUCUGCAAAUUGUUAUUGUGGUGCUCUAAGGACAAUUUGGAAUAAAUUGGUUCAUCUCA